This is a messenger RNA of Penicillium argentinense, 1920 nucleotides long. RefSeq lists its product as uncharacterized. The transcript has 2 exons. Lineage: Eukaryota; Fungi; Ascomycota; Eurotiomycetes; Eurotiales; Aspergillaceae. The coding region runs from base 1 to 1920 and encodes 639 amino acids. The record is from RefSeq and is a predicted model, not a curated record. Gene Ontology annotation, molecular function: acetyltransferase activity.
AUGACAGCCGUCGCAAGCGCUCCCGUGAUGGACAACCACGAGAACGGGUCCGAUCACAGCCCGUCGCGCUUCACGGCCGUCAAUGGCAGGGAGUCAACCACCGCGCCUAAAGCUCCGAUGAACAGUGAGCGAGAUAUCUCCGGUCAACGAGAGCUGCCCACUCAAGAGACUCCCGGUGUUCAAGGCCCGGACCAUGACCGCGCCGACUCAGGGCCAUCGCCCAUCCCCAACAAUACCAAUCACAAACGGAAGCGAUCGGAGUCGGGCGAACAAGAUGUCCAUCGCGACUCACAGAGCCUCAGUCGAGGUCCUCUGGAUCGCCCCAUCGACGGCCCACCCACCUCGAAUGGUGCCCGUUCGGGCUCGGGCUCGGUCUCUGACAUCGAACCAGGCCACUCGGUUCCUGCCUCGGGUCACCGGUCUGAUACCAACGAAGCUCCCUCCUCGAAUGGGCAAUGGCCCGAAUACGAUUCACAAUUAAUCAGUCAGGCGCAGCGCGCCCAACAAUUCGACCCAUCAGAUGCUCAUUUGGCGGAUGCUCUACAGCGCGAAGCCCAAGGCCAGGAGCGGGACUUGGGCACUCGCCUCAUGCCAUCCGCUCCGGGGUGCAGCAACAAUUGUAUUCGCGGUGGCUUCCUGUGUGAAGGAUAUACAUCGCGGGGCAUGUGGCAGAAGCCAUCCAGCACCAAAGUGCCUGUUCCGUUACAAUCGAAAGAAGGCUACCCAGAAAUUAGUGCGCAGUAUUUGCCAGAAGCGCCUUCGCAUCAUGAUCGACCGACUGGACUGGCAGAUCAUAUAGAGCGCAAGAUGCGGCCGUCUGUCGCGGAAGAGGGGGAUCGGACGGCCCAACAGUCACCUUGUCCGCCGCCGCCUCCACCGCAGCAGCAACAGCAGCAACAAUCACCUGCGUCAUCACAUCCACCGCAGGUACAGCCACAGCCACAGCAACAGCAACAGUAUACGACGAGCCCAACUGGCACCCAUGCGUCAUGGUCGAAACGAGGGUGGGCCAGCACGGCCCAACCCUAUGUCUCAGAGCACCUCGCAAAACCCGAUUAUCGCGAAGUUCCUCCCGUUCACGAAAUGUCAUUGCGAGAGGGUUCUUCGAAACCGGAGUACGCGGUCGUUCCCCCGAUGCGUGAACUGCCGGGUCCACCAAAGUCCAACAUGGCGAUUUUUCAGGGGGCUGAACAAUGCCCGCUGCCCCCCGCGGCACCCAUAGAUACGAACAGUCCUCAAGCAAAAGCACGCAUGGCCCUCAACAUUGAGCAUCAGCUAUCAGGCCGCGCAGUCUCCAACGAAGAGACCGAGAAAGAGAAGAUGAUUCGCGGCGAAUUGUACCGGCCAUUUGAUGUGCAAUUGGUCGAGGAGCGAGAUCGAUGUAAACGUGCUCUCUGGCGGUUCAACAAUGCAUGUAAUCCGGUAAAUGGACUGAGUUCUAAGGAACAAAACCGUUUACUCAAGGAAGUUCUGGUUCCACCGUCAGAUACCGUUGUGACUACGCCGCCGGGCGUACCUGUGCCGCGUUCCACCGGGUCGAUUGGGCAAGGCGCGGUCGUCGAGAGUCCCUUCACCUGCAAUUAUGGAUAUAACAUUCAUAUUGGCGAAGAUGUAAUGGUGUCUCAGGGCUGUCAGUUCGUUGACGACUGCAUCAUCAAUAUCGGUGCGCAUACCUGGAUCGGGCCCAACGUCACCUUGCUCAGCUCCAUGGCUCACUCUAGCAUGCAAGAGCGCAAGGGCACCCAAAGCCGCUACCAGGGUCGGCCCAUCACCAUCGAAGAGGAUUGCUAUCUUGGUGCUGGCUGUACGCUAUAUCCUGGUGUACACCUUGGACGCGGCGCGUAUAUUGCUCCAGGGGAGGUGGUGAAGACUCAUAUUGUCGCCUACGGCUUCCAAGGAUAUAAGCCAAGUUACAUGUGA